Corylus avellana is the source of this 795-nucleotide messenger RNA. Its product is annotated as tropinone reductase homolog. NCBI's taxonomy places the organism in Eukaryota, Viridiplantae, Streptophyta, Magnoliopsida, Fagales, Betulaceae. Gene Ontology annotation, molecular function: oxidoreductase activity. The record is from RefSeq and is a predicted model, not a curated record.
AUGGCGGACGCAGAGCAGAGUUUCAACGCCCAAAGAUGGUCUCUUAAGGGCAAGACCGCCCUCGUCACUGGCGGAACCAGAGGCAUUGGAUAUGCCAUAGUAGAAGAGCUAGCUGGAUUUGGGGCGGCAGUGCACAUUUGUUCCCGUAACCAGACAGAGAUCAAUGAGAGGAUUCAAGAAUGGGAAAUAAAAGGGUUCGAAGUAAGCGGCUCAGUUUGUGACCUUACUUCCAGAGCCGAGCGGGAGAAGCUGAUUCAGACUGUAUCCUCUGUUUUUGAUGGCAAGCUCAACAUCCUUGUAAACAAUGCUGGAACAGUGAGGCUCAAAGAAACUACAGAGCAUACUUUUGAAGAUUACUCGACUAUAAUGAGCACCAACAUUGAGUCUCCCUACCAUCUUUGUCAGCUUGCACACCCACUUUUGAAGGCAUCAGGACUUGCAAGCAUUGUAUUCAUAUCCUCAAUCGCUGGUGUGAUAGCUCUACCUUAUUUGUCUGGCUAUGCAGCAUCCAAAGGAGCAAUCAACCAAAUAACGAAGAAUUUUGCAUGUGAAUGGGCAAAAGACAAUAUUCGCACGAACACCGUUGCACCGGGGGGUGUCAAAACAACAAUUAUGCCACUUGAUACUCCUCAUGCUGAAGAUUUAGAGCCACUCAUCUCUCGAACUCCUAUACGUCGUCUUGGAGAGCCUAAUGAGAUUUCAUCAGUGGUGGCAUUCCUUUGCCUUCCUGCGGCUUCAUACAUCACAGGACAAAUAAUAUGUGUUGAUGGGGGAUACACAGUGACUGGUUUCUAG